Scophthalmus maximus (turbot) is the source of this 1867-nucleotide messenger RNA. It is a transcript of the gene slc50a1, whose product is annotated as solute carrier family 50 member 1. Lineage: Eukaryota; Metazoa; Chordata; Actinopteri; Pleuronectiformes; Scophthalmidae. The transcript has 6 exons. The record is from RefSeq and is a predicted model, not a curated record. Gene Ontology annotation, biological process: carbohydrate transport. Gene Ontology annotation, molecular function: sugar transmembrane transporter activity. Gene Ontology annotation, cellular component: membrane. The coding region runs from base 177 to 836 and encodes 219 amino acids.
AGAUCUUCAGCACACUGAUUGCAAACACGGAAAUACAGUGAGAGAAAAAGAAGGGCGCCCGGGUAGUUGUAGUUUACCUGCAAACUUCACGAAACCAAAGCUUUCGUGACUAAAAGCACGGAGAACACGGAUCAAAUACCAAAGCGGUUCGUGUUUCGGACUUCCGGUGCCAUCCUAUGGAGUUGUUGCAGCUACUGUCAUGGGCCUGCAUCGUGUUCACAGUCGGGAUGUUCUCGACUGGACUGACCGACCUGAAGAAGAUGCGCGAAUCCCAAAGUGCUGACAAUAUCCAGUUUCUCCCUUUCCUCACCACAUGUCUUAAUAACCUGGGUUGGUUGUAUUAUGGGACUCUGAAGCAGGAUCAGACGAUCAUCCUGGUCAACAUUAUCGGAGCUCUCCUCCAGAUCCUCUACAUCAUCAUGUACUACCACUACACGAAGCAAAAGAGGCUGGUGAUGUCCGAGACUUUCGCAGCAGGCGUCGUGCUGACCUUCGGCUGGCUCUACUUCACCGUGUUCCUUACCGAGGGAGACACUCGGCUCAGCCAGCUGGGCCUCACCUGCAGCGUGGUCACCAUCAGCAUGUACCUGUCCCCGCUCACCGACCUGGUCGAGAUUGUGCGUAGUGGUAACGUGCAGUGCUUGUCCUUCCCCCUGACUGUAGCCACCUUCUUCACGUCAACCUCCUGGGUCCUCUACGGCCUGCAGCUCAACGAUUCCUAUAUCAUGGUUCCUAACACACCAGGAAUCUUCACCAGCCUCAUCAGAUUUUAUCUGUUUUGGAGGUAUGCGUCUGUCAAUCAAAGCUUGCCUUCCUAUAAGUCUAUGCAGAUAUGAAAUAUGCAAUGUUUACAAAAACAGAGAGAGAUGACACAUUUGUAGGCUGCAGCCCAGCUCUGCCUUCACUUGUCUUUUUGAUAGUGAGUCACAGGUCAAAAAACAAACUAUCUUUGCGUGACACCACUUAUGAAGUGGAGAUAAUCUCUUGCAAUAGUUGACUUAGUCAUCGCGGGGAGGUGUAUGAAGGAGUCGAGUUACUUGGUUGAAAGGUGAAAAGUUCAUGAUAUCUUCAAUUUCAUUUUAAUUUGGGGGGUUUUCUGCAGUUAUUUGUUAAAACGUGACCUGUGUCUCUACUCCAUGUCUUCCAAAGUGCCUUCCGUUAGGUCAUGUUUGCCAUUAAAGAUUGAUGGCAUUUAUUGAACUACCAACAAACUUGUUCUUGUUGAAAUCUCUUAACUAUCCAGUUAAUUGGACCAAAACUUCCUCACCUCAUACUAGCCAAAGAUUUUGGGGAAUUACAACUUGUUGGCUGCUAUUUUAAUACAAAUAUAUUUUCCCUGUUAAAUGGUACACAUGUUGUAUCAAACGUUGUCCUGCACAGUUUCAUGUUUUUCACUACAGCCUGGUGUGGAGAUGAUGAUGAUGAUGAUUUUGUAUCUCUCUCAGAGUUGGUACUCAUGCCUCUGUGUCAUCAUGUAGACAGAAUAUUGAGUCAUAUCAAUGGCAGUAAGUUAUAUUUGUCCAGAAAUGUUUUCUAUAUUUUUUUUUUCUGAAUCUUUUUUGAUACAGGUUGUGUAUGUUGGGCCCAUGUCCCACAUCAGAUAUUGUCUACUUUUAUCUAUUUUUUUUAUAUCCUCAUGAGAUUAAAGCAAAUAUAAAAUGAGAUUAACACCAUAAGAUGUGUUUACAAAAAAUUGUGAUGCUUAUUUUUGUGGUGGUUGUCAUGGAUAUUAAAAUUAUUAUUCACUGUAAUAGGGACAUAUGUUAUGCAUAUUAAACGGCUGAGUGUUAGUGCUAAUUCACUCACUUCUAAAGGAUGUAAGACCUAAAAGGGUGCCAUGUAAAUAAAUGUUCAUGUUAACCAUCAA